Molecule: messenger RNA, 3469 nt
Organism: Siniperca chuatsi (mandarin fish)
Lineage: Eukaryota; Metazoa; Chordata; Actinopteri; Centrarchiformes; Sinipercidae
Gene: paqr7a
Product: progestin and adipoQ receptor family member VII, a
Exons: 3
Coding region: 241-1311 (356 amino acids)
Biological process (GO): response to steroid hormone
Cellular component (GO): plasma membrane
Molecular function (GO): nuclear steroid receptor activity; steroid binding
Source: RefSeq, a predicted model, not a curated record
UAGUAAUUGUGUGGGUUUUUGCCACCAAAGCUUAGCAAAACAUUUCAGUCCUGAGCAGUGAGUGACUGAUGACUGACAGCCUACUGUUCAGAACAACGAUUCAAUCUGUUGAAUGUUUCUGUCGGCGGGCGGAGGAGAGGAAGAGGUCAUUUCAGCUGCGGACACUGAAGGAAACAAGCAAUCAGCACAAGAAUCUUCUGCAGGAACCACCCAGUGUACACAGCUCAGCUUCUGACAGUUAUGGCGACGAUUGUGAUGGAGAGAAUUGGGCGAGUGUUCAUCAGCCUGCAGCAGAUCAGGGAGGUUCCCCGGAUGCUGACUGAGUCUCUGGAGUCACCCUCCAUGCCCGGCACUGUAAGAGACACCGAGGUUCCCUAUUACUUCAGGGAGCGCUACGUCUGCACCGGCUACCGACCGCUCAACCAGAACUGGCGUUACUACUUCCUGUCUUUAUUCCAGCGCCACAAUGAGACCAUCAACAUCUGGACUCACCUGCUGGCGUUUUUAGUUUUUCCGGUUAAAUUGUGCCAACUCGCUGAGACUGUGGACUUUGUCAGUGAUCCUCAUUCAUGGCCCCUGUUGGUCCUCAUCCUGUCCUCCUUGACCUAUUCGGCAUUCAGUGUAGCAGCUCACCUACUGGGUGGCAAGUCUGAGCUGUGUCACUAUAUCUUCUUCUUUCUGGACUAUGUUGGGGUAGCACAGUAUCAGUAUGGCAGUGCUAUAGUUCACUUUUACUAUGCUGUGGAUGAGAGCAUGCACAAACAUGUGCAUGGGAUCUUCAUGCCCGCUGCCACUGUUCUCAGCUGUCUGUCAUGCCUGGGUUGCUGCUAUGGCAAAUACUGCAACCACACCCUACCAACCUGGGUGCGUAAGGUGUGCCAGGUGGUGCCCUCAGCACUCGCCUAUGCCUGGGACAGCAGUCCUGUGGCUAAAAGACUCAUGUCAUGGUCCUCAGCCAGCAAUGACCCAGCCAUUAUCUAUCACUUUGGCCAGGUGGCUUUCUUUCUCAGCUGCGCCUUCUUCUUCACCUACCCCCUGCUAGAGCGCUGCUUCCCUGGGCGGUGUGAUUUUCUGGGACAGAGUCAUCAGAUGUUCCAUGUUUUUCUAUCUUGCUGCACCCUGUGUCAGAUCCAUGCGUCCCACCUCGACUACGUGGGCCGUAGGAAGCUGUACUCACGUCUGCAUAGGAGCGGUGAGGCUGCUCGCUUUGUGGGACUGUAUGUGGUCACUUUGGUUGCAUGUGCACUAAUUGUUGCCUUCAUGCUGAGGAAAGUUAAACAAUUGCUUGACUUCAAAACCAAGUCCAAAUAAUAGAUUAGAUGUUGUAACUAUGUGCAAAAGCAUUUAUUUGCCUUUCCUUCCAGACUUACUGCUUUGACAGAAAGGGAACUAAUUAUGUUUGCAGCAGACUUGUAUUAUGUAAAUGGGUGUUGAAAUUUGAACAGUAAGUGGAAUAUUACAAAAGGGAUACGUAAUGAUAUGAGGAGUUAGUAUUUUGGUACUGAUUUGUAUUAGAAUGUUUGUAAUAAUUCACAGUAUCAGUAUUUUUCAUGCAUCAGCAAAGGCUGAGGCUUUUUCAAAAAAGGGAACAUAAUAAAAAUCAUAUUCUCAAAACUUGCAUAUUACUGGCAUUUAUGAGAUCACUACUGUUACUGAUAAAAAUAGAUGACAUGCCAUUGGAUUUGUUAAAUCAUCAGAUUGUGGUGUGUUUUGUCUUUUAUCCUAAAAAACUGGGAUAAUAUAUGGAAUAGCAUCUAAAAUUUUUAUAUAUUUUGAAAGUGACUGAGGUUUUGUUAUUGAAAUGGUUCAUAGGUGAUAGACUGAUCAAAGCUUGUGGUAACAUUUUUCCUAGGCAAAAAUCUACUUCAUAGUUGAACUUCAGACAAUAUAAUAUAGUAACAUUAAAAAAUCUACCAUUUUACAGUGUAAUAACAAUGUUACAACAUGCGAGGCCUUUGUCAUUGUGCCUUGAUAGCCAGUUGUUUGUUAAAUUUAGCAUAAAGUUGGUGCUGAGUAUUGCCUUGAAAAUGUGAUUUUUACUGUUCUCAACCCCUUAAUGCCAUCAGAUAAUGGCAUAGUGUGCAGCUUCUUCAGAAACUAAAGCCUUAGGAUUUAUGUUGCCAUUUUCAUGGGUUUACAUACAGUAUGUAGGUUUGAGAUCUUUAAAGACACAUGAUGAGAUGAUUACCAAUUUAAGGUUUAAACCCUUUUGUUGUUGUUGUUUGGCUAGCUUAAAGUCAUUCAUUUCAUAGCACUUUUAGAUAUGAUGCAAUGCACUGCCUUUAGACUGUAUUUAGAAAGCUGGAUAUUUGUAAGAGGUAUCUUAUAUAUAAUCAAGUCUUAAUUAUAUGGAUAUGUCUUAUUUUAGACAUGCAGUAUAUAAUGUACAUGUAGACUAUUUUGUAUUAUGUAUAUUAUGAUGUCAGCAAUCACUGUAUUGUGUCUUAUUGGAAAUCCUGUUUGUGCCUUUUUAGUCAUAAGGGAAAAGUGAGUGUGGGUGUGAGUGUACUAAUUAAAGAUAAAGGUACCAUGAUAAUAUAUGUCUUUGGGAAAUAACAAUGCCUACAUGGCCAACAUGUAAAGACAGUAGGAUUGAGUUAAACAAACAUCUUUUGGAGCUGGUCUGGAGGCAGAAAUAAUCUUAAGGUUUUUGUUAAUUUCUCUCAUAACCUUUGAGUUUCAUGUGUACAACAUUGACUAAUGAUGUGACAUGUCAUGUCCUGACCACUGUGUCAAAUCCCCUUUACUACUUUCUCUGUGAGCAACUACAACAUGACUGUGAGGUUCCAGAUGGAUGGGGAGAAUUGGGUCAUAUUUAUCAGGAGUGUGUUGACCUUUGAACACUGUGCAAGGAACAACAAGCUUCCAAAAUGUUAUCUUCAUUGUUAUCUUUAAAAUACAGUAUAAUAUGCAUGUAGCCAACCUCCAGGCCAAUAAAAUAUAAUGUAGGUACCAAGCUGUAUUUUCAAUGACAAAACAUGAGUAAAAGUAAACCUCACUUGUCUGAUCUAAUGUUACACUCUGCCUCUGAUUAAUGUUUGAUUAACUGAAACUCCAAUUGGGAAUUGAUUUCUACCUUAUUGUGCCUGUUGAUAUAUUGUAAUGAAACUUAAUGCACUUUUAUUUUCUUGACAUUAUGUAAAAACUGUAGGAGAUUUUGUCAGUUUUUCUUGCUAUUUCCAAAUGAAAUGAAUGGCCAUCCAAUGGCCUCUUGCUUGUAAUGUCCCCAAUUCACCUGCUGUCUAGAUAUAGAUCUUUUAUGUUUUUCCCUUUUUUUUUACUGCCAGCAAAGCAACAGCAGCUCCUGUUUCCUAGACUGGUUAUUUGCAAGACCAAGAGCUAAAGAAUGAGAUGACAUGAUAUUGCUUGUAAUGGUUAAUAGCAUAAAAAUGUAUGGUAUUAUUACAACCACUGUCAUUUCAGCAUUAAAAAAAGAAAAAUCUUACAUCAUGACAUUUUAAAAACUGAA